UAACAAUGGACUCCACACACAACGUCACGGCGUCCUCCCGUGAAGCACAGCUGCAAAGUUUGCCGCAUGUUGUGCGGAGGCCCGUCGCUGCGCUGGCAACCGACAACGAAAAGACGUCAUCCGAUUCAAAACAUUCGCAUUGAGGUCCGGAGCGGAGAACAGCCACCCACAACGCCGGCGGCUUUUUGAAUGGCCGGAGGGGUAAUGGAAUAGCCAUUUCUCUUCAAGACAUGUCGACCUGUUUAAGACAACGCCUUUGUUGAGCGCUCCUUCUCCUUAACUACGAGAUAAGACGGAGUUAUUUCUCGCCGAUUCGCAGGCUGGUGACAAGACGGACUGCGCUUUCCUUGCACGUUUAAAUCUGAAUCUUAAGUCCUUCCUGAUUUUCUUGGAGCACGAAGGUUGUGUUUGUGUUUGUGAGACCCAAAUUUUCUAUUAUCAAGUGCAGCAACAUUAACACGUGCACGAUGCCACGGACUUCUGAAGUUCUUCUGAAGAUUACGUAAGUUCAAGGCUGAAAUGCAGGAAUGAGAGCUUCUGUGCCGCCGCCAUGGCACUGAACGAGGGCCGGUUCCUGGUGAUCCAGCGCGCUGAGCGCCGAAACCGCAUGGAGGCGUCCGUGUACAACAAGAUGGAGAAGGUGCGCUACAGGCAUGCGCAGAAGCAGCUGGACGAGGCCAGGGGUCUUCAGGAGUUGCGUAUCCAGCGGCAGUUCCAGCGCGUGCGCAGAACCGUGGUGGAAAACAACCUGCGUCAGGCGAUGCUGAGGCGGCUGGAGCGGCAGGCGUCAGACAGGGCACUGGGGGGGACCGUCAACGACAACCUCGGGAAGUCAGUCUCUCCUGUUGUUUACCUGUUACAGGGCACUGGGGGGGACCGUCAACGACAACCUCGGGAAGUCAGUCUGCUACUGUUGUUUACCUGUUACAGGGCACCGGGGGGGACCGUCAACGACAACCUCGGGAAGUAUGGCGGUUUGAAGAUGGACUCGCUGAAGCACGAGGUGGACCAGAUGUUGAAGGACAUGGACCCGGGCGUGCGGCGGGCCAAGCGCGCCCGCAAGCUGCUGGAGAAGGGGCGGCGCGACGGGCGCAUCCGCCCGUACGACAUGCACUCCGUCUGCCUGCCGCCCAUCGUCGCCGACACGCACGACGAGAUCGACAUCGUGACGGCGGCGCAGGAGGGCGGACCGGCGGCGGGGGAGAAGGGCCCCACCGCCGAGCCCAACCGGACCAGGCUGCCGCCCCUGCGCACGCUCAAGGCCAGCGUCGGGAUUGACGACAGCGAUGACGAUUUGUGAUGACGAUGGCGACUGGUACAGCACUGUUAUGCUUUAAGUUUAGACUUUCGCGCAACAUCAGACUGCCAUAACUCAUCAUGCAACCCAAACUUUUGACCGCCUCUUCCGCCUUCGUCAAGUUUGUUGACCCUCUCACGUUGGCACGUGACGUCAGGAAUAUAAUGAGUUCAACGGUUGACUAGAGGUCAGUAUCGCCCGCCGUCCCGGUUACAUGGUUACAUAAAGCAUGCGCGUUCUGAAUCGGCAGGAAGAAGAGGCCGACAUUGUAUCCCACGGGCCGACCAGACCGGACCAAUCAGAGCAGACGACACUGUGGACGACUUGUAAAGCUAAGGGCACAACCAGCCGUACGUGCAAAUACGUGCUGUCUACGUGCCAAAACGUGGGCAAUCUUU
Molecule: messenger RNA, 1695 nt
Organism: Branchiostoma floridae (Florida lancelet)
Lineage: Eukaryota; Metazoa; Chordata; Leptocardii; Amphioxiformes; Branchiostomatidae
Exons: 4
Coding region: 551-1300 (249 amino acids)
Source: RefSeq, a predicted model, not a curated record